Messenger RNA from Manis pentadactyla (Chinese pangolin), 2173 nucleotides. RefSeq names its product DDB1 and CUL4 associated factor 10 (gene DCAF10). Lineage: Eukaryota; Metazoa; Chordata; Mammalia; Pholidota; Manidae. Gene Ontology annotation, molecular function: protein binding. Gene Ontology annotation, cellular component: Cul4-RING E3 ubiquitin ligase complex. The transcript is spliced from 7 exons. The record is from RefSeq and is a predicted model, not a curated record. Bases 109 to 1782 code for a protein of 557 amino acids.
GCCGGCGGGGUUAGGCCGCCGCACGCCGGAAGUGGCGGCUGGAGCGGGAGCGCUGAGGUGUCGGCCGGCGGGGCAGCGGGCGGGAGUCGGGGGGCGGGUGCAUCGGUCAUGUUUCCCUUCGGGCCUCGUAGUCCCGAAGGGGACGAGGCGGCCGGAGCCGGGGCUGAGGAGCCGGCACCCAACGGAGGGCGGGCGGCAGUCAUCGGGCCGCUCCCUUCCCCGCCCGCGCCGCCACCGCCCGGGGCUGACGCAGUCCCUCCCCCGUCGCCCUCCUGGAGCCCGCGCUGCCCCGGCGCCCCUUCGCUGCCCCCGGCCGCGUGCGCCGAGGCUCUGGAGUCCUCAGCUGCUGCAGCCCAGGGAAAGUUGUCGCCGCCCUCCCCGCCGCGCCGGCGACCCGGGCCAGACUGCAGGGUCGGAAGCCGGGGCCAGCACGGCUUCUGCGCCAGCCUGGGCGGCCCCGGCGCCCGGCUCUUCGGGUGGCUGAGAGCGCGCAGCCUGGGCCGCGGGCUGUGCGUGGACCCGGCGCGGGACAAUUUCCGCACCAUGACAAACCUCUACGGUUCCAUCCAUCCCGCGGACUCGGUGUACCUCAGCACCCGCACCCACGGUGCAGUCUUCAACCUCGAGUACUCGCCCGACGGGUCAGUGCUGACAGUUGCUUGUGAACAAACUGAAGUUCUGCUUUUUGACCCUAUAUCUUCAAAGCACAUAAAAACACUUUCUGAAGCUCAUGAAGACUGUGUAAAUAAUAUCAGAUUUCUUGAUAACCGGCUGUUUGCUACCUGCUCUGAUGACACUACAAUAGCACUAUGGGAUCUGAGAAAAUUGAACACCAAAGUAUGCACUUUACAUGGUCACACUAGCUGGGUGAAGAACAUCGAAUAUGAUACUAAUACAAGACUCUUAGUAACAUCAGGAUUUGACGGAAAUGUCAUUAUUUGGGACACCAACAGGUGUACAGAAGAUGGGUGUCCACAUAAGAAGUUCUUUCACACUCGUUUUCUCAUGCGAAUGAGAUUAACACCAGAUUGUUCCAAAAUGUUGAUCUCAACGUCCUCUGGGUAUCUCUUGAUUUUGCAUGAUCUUGACUUAACCAAGUCUUUAGAAGUAGGCAGCUAUCCCAUUUUGAGAGCAAGAAGAACUACAUCAAGUUCAGAUCUGACCACUUCGUCAAGUUCAUCUGGUACUAGAGUUUCUGGUUCACCUUGUCAUCACAGUGAUUCCAAUUCAUCUGAGAAGCACAUGUCACGAGCUUCACAGAGAGAAGGAGUUUCGCCACGAAAUAGCCUUGAAGUCUUAACCCCUGAAGUUCCUGGUGAGAGAGACCGUGGAAACUGCAUAACGUCCUUACAGCUGCAUCCAAAAGGCUGGGCCACUCUUCUGCGAUGCUCCAGUAACACUGAUGAUCAGGAGUGGACAUGUGUCUAUGAAUUCCAGGAGGGAGCGCCUGUGCGACCUGUCUCACCUCGCUGUUCUCUACGACUGACUCAUUACAUUGAAGAAGCCAACGUAGGCAGGGGUUAUAUCAAAGAACUUUGCUUCAGCCCUGAUGGGCGAAUGAUUUCUUCCCCACAUGGCUACGGGAUUCGCUUGUUGGGAUUUGACAAACAGUGCAGUGAACUGAUUGACUGUUUGCCCAAAGAAGCCAGCCCCUUGCGGGUGACCCGUUCCCUGUACUCUCAUAAAGACGUGGUACUGACGACAAAGUUCUCUCCAACGCAUUGUCAGAUUGCCUCAGGGUGCCUCAGCGGGCGGGUUUCUUUGUACCAGCCAAAGUUUUAGGCACAACGUACAUCAAGUAAGGACUGCUCCUGCUGUUUGACUUAUAAAUUACUUCAAUUUAGGUGAAGUAUUUUAUUUUUAGAAGAUCUUAAAAGUUUGGGCCAAGAUCCUGGUUCUUACGGGUCCGUGAACACCCCUGACCCGAGGACUCGGGCGUCCAGCGCCCCAGGGGCCCGCAGGCGGCCUCCGAAGCGGCCUCUUGUGCACGACGCCUCGGCUCCUGCUCACCUGGGCGCCGAGCGACGGCUCUUCUGGUGAUUGUGCAUGGUAGCUCUCGCCAAGGUUCUUCUGUUUUUGUUUUUGGUGUGAAUUUUGUGGACAUUUGGCAGGAGUUUUGGUUGGGUUAGGAGAAACCUGUGAUACUAGUAUUGAAUAAAACCCAGAAGUUUGA